This is a messenger RNA of Zygotorulaspora mrakii, 381 nucleotides long. It is a transcript of the gene GON7, whose product is annotated as chromatin DNA-binding EKC/KEOPS complex subunit GON7. Bases 1 to 381 code for a protein of 126 amino acids. The transcript has a single exon. The record is from RefSeq and is a predicted model, not a curated record. NCBI's taxonomy places the organism in Eukaryota, Fungi, Ascomycota, Saccharomycetes, Saccharomycetales, Saccharomycetaceae.
AUGUCCGUGCCGUUUGCUUCUUAUAGUUCUCCAGAUUUGGAGUCGCAUGUUUUUCGUGUCGAUCCAACAUGCCCUCGUUAUCAAACUACGGAUGGAAGCACCACUGGACCUAGUCCACAUGUUUUAAAUGCUGGCCAGAUUGAUAAGGACAGGCCCAGCGAACCAAGAACCGAUGACAACGGACAAAUAACGACAUUAGGUCAAUUGAGAUGCCAUUUGACCGGUUUGCAAGAUGAAAUCAAUGAUUUUUUAACAGAGAGAAUGGAGAUCGCUAAAGGAAAGAAAACGAAGCUUGAAGAGAGUCGUGAACAGCGCAUUGAAACAGAGAUCAAGGGCCUUCUUGAUGGAGGUGAUGAUAAUGGCAAUGACGAUAAUAGCUGA